Messenger RNA from Funneliformis mosseae, 558 nucleotides. NCBI's taxonomy places the organism in Eukaryota, Fungi, Glomeromycota, Glomeromycetes, Glomerales, Glomeraceae. The record is from the annotation of a GenBank genome assembly.
AUGUUCCGUUCAAAUAAAUCAAAAUUAGCAAAAUCCAUAUUACAACAAGGCGUAAAUAAUGCCCAACGUUAUUAUGCUUCAACAAUUCAACUUCCUUUUCACCCUCAUUACGUUCCGCCAGGUCAACCUACAACUACUUCUAUCAUACGAAAACAAAAUAAUUUAAAAGGCAAAAAUUUUUCGAAAACUUCAAGCAAUCCAUCUACUACCUUUGGAAUUUAUUCCUUCAAUCAUGCACAACAUUCACAACCUUUUCCAAUUAGUGUAUUAAAUAAUACUACCAAUUCAAUGAUUUUAGGACUUGUACCAACAAUUAAUAGGUUACAAAAAAUUUCUUUUUCAAAAAAAGAUGAUGUUUUAUUAUCGACAAACUUUUUCGGUGAUACUAGUAAUGAAGCUACAAAAAGAAAGAUUCCUUUUUUAUUUAGAAUUUCUACGAUAUGUUUUGUGGUAGCUGGUUUUAUUAGGAGUUAUCAUCGAAGGAAGAGUAAUAGCAACUUGCAUAAUGGAAACGAUGAUUAUCGAAUUGAGAAUUCUUCCAACUCGGAACCUUCAUAA